Plectropomus leopardus (leopard coralgrouper) is the source of this 903-nucleotide messenger RNA. The record is from RefSeq and is a predicted model, not a curated record. Lineage: Eukaryota; Metazoa; Chordata; Actinopteri; Perciformes; Serranidae.
AUGGAGGGCACAGCUCUCUGCAUCACACUGCUGAUGAAGGUGCUGUUCCUGCCGUGUGCACAUUUUGAACAGGUUGAUUCAGCAUUGAUCCGUGUCGACCCAAACAGACUGCAGUUCUUUGAAUAUGAGCCUGUGACUUUCCACUGUGAGGGGUUCAGUCACGAACACUCAUGCAAAGCUACGGCUAAUGUCUCAUUUAAAGAGAAUUUCUGCAGCAUUAAAAAUGUAUUUCCAGAAGACAGUGGAGAGUACUGGUGUGAGGGGGGAGACGGGACGAGAAGCAACAGCAUCAACAUAACUGUCACUAAUGGUUUGGUGAUCCUGGAGAGUCCUGUCCCUCCUGUGACUGAGGGAGAAGCUGUGACUCUGCGCUGCAGAAACAAGACAACUACCUCAAACCUCCUGGCUAAUUUCUACAAAGAUGGGCGCUUUAUAAGGAGUGAGUCCACAGGAGAGAUGACCAUCAAUGCUGUUUCUAAGUCCGACAAAGGACUCUACGGGUGCAGAAUCUCUGGAGCUGGAGAAUCAGCAGAGAGCUGGGUGGCUGUCAGAGAGCAGCCCCAGAGCUCCCCCACCUCCUCCAGUUCCACCCCCUGGAUCGUCGUCUCUGUUUUAUUGAUGGUUCUGUUGCUGGUGGUCGGACUACUUCACCUCGGCAAACAUUUCUGGAACAGAGUGUGGGACUACCUGUCCACGCUGACUCUUGGAUCCGCUGACGACCAGACAGUCUCCAUAGAGGCCAGUGCAGCUGAUGCAGAAGUAGUGGCAUACGCCGUCGUAACAAAAGACAGGAAGAAGAAAGAUAAAUCGACAUAUCAACCCAUUUACUACACACUGGGCCCCGGAGACCCUCAACAACCGGGUGAGACUCAUCCUGAGUAAAAAGCCACUUCAACUGUAACU